Molecule: messenger RNA, 1434 nt
Organism: Daphnia magna
Lineage: Eukaryota; Metazoa; Arthropoda; Branchiopoda; Diplostraca; Daphniidae
Product: serine/threonine-protein kinase/endoribonuclease ire-1-like
Exons: 4
Coding region: 444-1247 (267 amino acids)
Biological process (GO): intrinsic apoptotic signaling pathway in response to endoplasmic reticulum stress; IRE1-mediated unfolded protein response; protein phosphorylation
Cellular component (GO): IRE1-TRAF2-ASK1 complex
Molecular function (GO): RNA endonuclease activity; ATP binding; protein serine/threonine kinase activity
Source: RefSeq, a predicted model, not a curated record
CAAAGGUUCGUAAAAUCAGAUAACAAUAAAUGCAAUUUUUGUUUAGUUUGUUUUGCUGUUCCCAGUCAACUGCAACAGAUUUUGGGCUCACAUUAGCACGUUGAAAGAGAAAUAUAAAUACUCACGACCCUUCAUUUCUAUAAAAAAACCAAAGAUGGUAAAUGGAUUGUUUAAUCAGGAUCGAAAUCAUAAGAAAACGUCUCCAAUAUUUUCGGUUGGUCUCAAGUAGUUGGUAAAAGAAUUAUUACACUGCUGAUAAAACUGACCACUACAUUACAUUGUGAAACGGUAUCGCUCUCGUCGUUCAAGAUUAAAGUUUAUCAACUAAAGUCGUUGGCCAUUUGCGUAGGACCAGAAGGAAGCCAUCGCAACGGCGUCAGUCGAAAACUGUACAUUGCCGCAUUUAAACUAUUCGCCUAUCCUCUUUGUUUGUGUGCUAAAAAAUGUUUGCGUGGUUUGGGGUGGGAAAGAAAAUUAAAAUCGAUCGUAAUGCUUUAUUAGGAGAAGGUGGAUUUGGUACAGUAUUUAAAGGUGAAUUCGGAGGUCGUAAAGUCGCAGUAAAGCGAGUUGAAUUACAUCUUGUCGACAAAAGAGAAGAAGACGCUAUGCUAAAGUUGGAACAUCCAAACAUCGUCAAACUUCUUCAUUGUGAAAAGGAUGAAGAUUUUAUGUAUGAUACUUUUUUCUGGUUUAUAAACUGUUUCCUAGAGUCGUAUAACUCAAAAAACUACAAAGGACCUAUGCUACAAAACAUCAAAAUUUGUCGUCAAUUAGCUGUCGGCCUAGAAUACAUCCAUUCAAAGAAAUUAAUUCACCGGGACAUUAAACCGGAAAAUGUUCUCAUUUGCGUCUCUUCAACUGGUCAAGGUGAUAACAUAACAAUCAAAUGGUCUGAUUUUGGACUGGCCAAAUCCGUCAAUGAAAAAGGAUUACACACGUGGACUGGGGCGAGAGGAACCAGAACUUGGUUCGCACCGGAAGUGCUGGAAAAGCUCAUCAACGGAGAAAGGGCGGAACAGGAAAUAUUUUGGGGCACCGUCCAGAGCGAUGUGUUUGUCCUGGGACUCGUUUUCGGUUACCUUUUCUUGAAGGGAGAACAUCUUUACGGUUCCGGCGAAACAGAAAUUCACAAAAACAUACGUGAAAGAAAUCCGGUGAAUAUGCAAAAAAUUAAUGGUGAAUUGCGCAAAUAUUAUGAGGAUGACUUACUAAGGAAAAUGUUGGAAGACGACCCGAAAAAAGAAUAACUUCGAAAGAAGUCGUCGAACAACUGGAAUCCAUCAACAAUAAGCUCACUGAAAAAGAAGAAGAAUUGCGUCUACUAUGUGGCUUUGACUCUUCGUCUGGUCUAAUAGAAAAAAUUAAAGACUUAAUCCAACUGGGAAUUGACGUCAAUGCAAAGGAUGGGAACCCCUAUUAUGGACGGAAUGCGCU